Morus notabilis is the source of this 1356-nucleotide messenger RNA. Its product is annotated as heavy metal-associated isoprenylated plant protein 3. The coding region runs from base 165 to 1115 and encodes 316 amino acids. NCBI's taxonomy places the organism in Eukaryota, Viridiplantae, Streptophyta, Magnoliopsida, Rosales, Moraceae. The transcript has 5 exons. Gene Ontology annotation, molecular function: metal ion binding. The record is from RefSeq and is a predicted model, not a curated record.
AAGCCUAAACCCACCACUAAUGACCUACAACUAACCCCAGCAAACUCAACAAGUCUUUCUUUCCUCCUUUAAAUACCCACACUUCCUCACCACGUCUUUGCUCUCUCUCUCGUUUUACGACUCUGCAACAAAGGAGCUACCAAGUCAUCCACUCACUAGUCACUAUGGGCGAGAAGAAGAACGGCGGCGAGAAGAAGAAGAACGGCGAUGGAGGAGAUAAGAAGAAGGAAGAUAACUCUCUCACUGUGGUCUUGAAGGUCGAUAUGCACUGCGAGGGCUGUGCCACCAAAAUUGUCAAGACUGUUAAGAGCUUUGAUGGCGUUGAUGAUGCGAAAGCAGAGUUCGCGGCGAACAAGCUGACGGUCGUCGGAAAAGUCGACCCGUCGAAACUCCGGGAGAUGCUCGCCGUGAAGACCAAGAAGAAGGUCGACCUGAUCUCUCCGCAGCCAAGCAAGAAGGACGACAACAAAAACGAUAACAAGAAGAAGACCGACGAAAACGACAACAAGAAGAAGCCCGACGAGAAGAAACCCAAAGACAAAGAGCCUCCGGUGACGACGGCGGUUCUUAAGCUGAGACUGCACUGCCAGGGUUGCAUCGGGAAGAUUCGCAAAACAGUAACCAAGACCAAAGGGUUCAACGACAUGUCGAUCGACGAGCAGAAGGAGCUGGUGACGGUGAUAGGGUCGAUGGACAUGAAAGCUCUGGCCGAGAGCUUGCAGGAGAAGCUGAAGAGGCCGGUCGAGAUUGUCCCUCCGAAGAAAGAGAAAGACGGCGGCGAAAAAGACGGUGGUAAGGCCGACAACGGAGGCGGAGGAAAAAAGAAAGGCGGCGGCGGCGGCGGCGGUGGCGGCGAUGGAGGGCAGAAGGCGGAGGGAGACGGGGGAAAGAUGGAGGAAAGCAGGAUGGAGUAUAUGGGCCAACCCUUGUUUGGAUACGGGUAUGGGCCGGGGCCGGGGUUUGGCUACGCGUAUCCUCCGGGGCCGGGGUUCGGCUCCGCGUAUCCUCCGGGGCCGGGGUUUGGCUCCGCGUAUCCUCCGGGUUACGUGGGUGAGCAGCUCCACGCGCCGCAGGUGUUCAGCGAUGAGAACCCAAAUGCUUGCUCUGUUAUGUGAGGUCGAGAAAAGGAUACUGUAAAUAAGAGGGAUAGAGAGAGAGUAAGAGAGACGUAGAUAUGGAAAUUUUGGAUUUUUGGUUUUGGGUUUGGUACUUUUUUAAGUUACUACUACACGAACUUGGUUUGCUUUGCUCCAGUUUGUGGGUACUGUUUGUUUAAAUUUUUUUCCCCUUUUUUUGUCAUGUUAAUUCCCAAUAUCUAGUUGGUUAAUAUUCAAUUUUAGAAUAUGUUCUAUUGUC